CAAAAUAUUUUGGAACUUAAAAAUCCGAAGUAUUUCAAUGGAAAGCAGGGACUGUAAGCUUCUGCAUUCAUCUACUAUGGACGACGAUAGGAUUAGCAGUUUACCAGAGGAACUUCUCUGCCGCAUACUCUCUUUUCUCCCAACAAAGAACGCCGUCGCCACCAGCGUUCUCGCGAAGAAGUGGAAAUCACUGUGGCGUUCACUCCCCACUUUGGACAUUGAUGACGACAAUAUAAGCGAAGACAACCAUGCUCGCUUCGUUGAGUCUUUCAAUGCAUAUAUCAGCUCCUGUGACCACCACCAACCUCUUCAGAAAUUCCGCCUCAGAUUCUCUAACCCCUAUGAUGACUUCACCAAUGUCAAUGCCUGUAUGAAAUCUUCCUUGCAACUCCUACUUCAGCACCUCCAAAUUGAGCACAUUGAUAUCGCCCUCCCCUUUCCCUGGAUACAACCAACAAAACACAUUAUGUCGCCUCUUAUAUUCACUUUCACAAAUCUUGUGGUUCUCAAGCUGGAGGCGAUAAGAUUCAAGCAUUUUACCUCUGUUGAUUUUCCCUUCCUUAAAACCCUGCAUCUGCAAGAUUUGCUUUUUGACAAUCGUCAAUGUCUCACAAAAGUCCUUUCUGGAUGCCCAGUUCUUGAGGAUUUCAAAGAAGAUUGUAUAGUUAUGGAUGGAGAGGUCGAUAAUGAUUUGACCGAGAGAGAGUAUUUUACAUUACCCAAGUUGGUCAGAGCCAAUGUUUCUGGGCAAUAUGCUUUUUUGCUUAAAGCUGUUAAAAAUGUGCAAUUUCUGCACAUUAAUGGGAUUGAUGAUAGAAACCUGCAUAAUUUCAAAGGCACAAACUUAUCAGUUUUCCCCUUACUUCACAAUUUAACCCAUAUUGAACUCUCCUUCUCCUGUACAAUGUGUAAGGAUUGGCUUCAGGCACUGGAGUUGCUCAAGAAUUGCCCCCAGCUUCAAGUUCUCGUCAUAAACCAGAUUCGUUAUAGUCUUGGUAACGGCACAAGACCCUACGUUUUCCCCAUGUUUCACAAUUUAACCCAUCUUGAGCUUGUCUAUAUAAGUUAUAAUGUUAAUUGGUCUCAGGUGGUGGAAUUGCUCCAGCAUUGCCCCAUGCUUCAAGUUCUUGUCAUUAACCAGCGAAGUUUUUUGAUGAAGAGUUUGAUCUAUCUGAAGAAACAGCAGAUUGGCAGUAUCCACCAUCUGUUCCUAAAUGCAUUCUAUCACACCUUAAAAGUUGCUAUCUAAAUGAUUUUAGAGGCACAAAAGGUGAGGUUCGAUUUGCAAGAUAUAUUAUGCGGAAUGGAAGAUUUCUAAAGAGUAUGACAAUAUGCUGUGGCAUUCGCAUAAAGCAACCACAAAAGGUUGAGAUCUUAACAAAAUUAUCCUCAUGCACGAGGCGCUCGAACACUUGUAAACUUUCCUUUAAAUGAUUUGUGCCAUUAGGCACUAGGCAGUAUGUGGAUCACUGGAAUCUAUAAUUAGCAUUAUGAAGCAGAAGUUUCACAGCAAGGCAGAAUAUUAAUAGCUUAUGAAGCACGACACUUGUGCAACCAGCUCUUAUGGUGCUUCGGUAUUGAACAGUCAAUUCCAGAGGGAAAGAGUUAUGGUUGUGCAGUUAUAGUUUCUUCUGAUUUAAGACGAGUAUUAGGUGUAGUGAAAUCGUUUAGAUUAUUUGGUACCUUUAUGAAGGGAAUUCAGAAGUGAGUAACAGAACAAGCUGAAGAUCAAUGAAAUAGUUUGAUGAAGGAUGUUUCUCUUUCUUGUCA
Molecule: messenger RNA, 1770 nt
Organism: Lotus japonicus
Lineage: Eukaryota; Viridiplantae; Streptophyta; Magnoliopsida; Fabales; Fabaceae
Product: F-box/FBD/LRR-repeat protein At5g22660-like
Exons: 4
Coding region: 38-1249 (403 amino acids)
Molecular function (GO): protein binding
Source: RefSeq, a predicted model, not a curated record